AUGCUGCAUGAGAUCGCGACCGUUCUUGGGCAUGCCGUCACCAGUUUGUUGCACUGGCUCCACGCAGCCGCCGGCACUGCAGCUCGUCAAAACGCUGUGCCAGCAGGCCAUGACCAAGUGUGGACCUUCGCGUACGGUGCUAACAUGGGCCUGGCCAAGAUGCAUCUUCUUGGCAUCCAUCCCUUCAAGAGCCUGGUGGGCUUGCUGCCGCAUCAUGAGCUGAUAUUUGACAGGUCAUUGGCAGACGGCAUCCACGAGCCUGCCUUUGCGAAUAUCCGUCACAUUGAAGAUCCAACCGAUCCUGCAGCCGUGUCUCCAGUGCACGGUGUCGUCCAUGCCAUUAGCCAAAAGGAGCUGAACGCUCUCGACUCCUCAGAAGCGCCUCUGUACCACCGAGUGCAGAUGCCUGUUCAAGUCAGCACGCCGCACGGGCCGCACGAGGUGAAAGCAUGGACCUAUGUGGGCGAUGGAAACACUGGCUCUGCGGAGGCUCAGGCAGGACAUCCUACCGUUCAUUCAGACGAAGGAGCUCCGAGCGCUCGCUACGCGAAGUUGGUGGUUUGCGGUGCCAAGGAGAGGAGCCUCCCCGAAUGGUACCAGGACCGGCUUCUGAGGAGCCUGGACAACUGGGGAGUGCCGAGAAUGACCUGCGAAGGGCAGCAGCCCCACGCGGCCUUGGAACAUGCAGCUGGUGCAACUCUGCCGCUGGUAGAGCCGGUGGCUGAAGCACAUCGGGUGCAUUCGAUUGCCGUGCGUGCUGGCCUCUGCCUUGCUCAAGGAACAGAUGCGGUGCUGCCGGAAGAGGGCUCGCUGGCCAAAGUGCGAGUGUGUGUCCGCUUCAGGCCAGUGCUGCCCGGAGAGGAGGGGCCAACCGGACGAAUCAAGUGGGACGAGGGCAGCGCGCCGAGAAGCGUCCACAUCCAGGGAGGCCGCCAUGAGACUCAGAAGGCCUUCCAGUUUGACAGAGUUUUUCCACCUUCGACAUCUCAGGAAGAGGUGUUCAAGGAUGCUGGGCUAGAUGAGCUGCUGGACGCACUGAUGGACGGCUACCACAGCACCGUCUUUGCUUACGGUCAGACCGGCAGCGGCAAGACUUUCACGAUGGAGGGGUUUUCUUACCAGCCUGGCACAGUGGCCAAAGCGCCACAGGUGAGGGCAGAGUCUACCUCGCCCGAGAAUCUGGGAAUCGUCCCACGAGCCAUCCACGGUCUGUUUGACCGGAUUGACCGGAGAGCAACCACUGGCGAGAGUGUCUUCACUGUGCGCCUUUCGUUUCUACAGAUAUACAACGAGCGUAUCUUUGACCUCUUGAACCCGGUCCACCUGACGAAGUUUGGUCAGGGUGGAGGGCUGCGGCUUCGAUGGAAUCCCCGCGAAGCUUCCGUCACCGUGGAGAACCUCUUUGUUUUUGAAUGCAGGACUGCUGCUGAAGCUUUGAACCACUACAAGGCAGGCGUGAAAAAUCGGACUGUCGCGAGUCAUCAGAUGAAUCAGGCAAGCAGUCGAUCGCACUCGGUGCUAAUGAUGACCCUGGAGCGGAGGACCGACCAUUCUGUCGAUCAGUCAUCCAAGUUGACACUCGUGGACUUGGCUGGCUCCGAGCGGCAGGCAGACACAGGUGCCAGCGGCCGCACGCUGCAGGAGAGUGCAAGCAUCAAUCAGUCGCUCUUCGUGCUGCGCAAAGUGAUCGCCGCUUUGGCCAAGCACCAGACCAGGCAGGCACAUCUUGCUUUGAUUCCGUAUCGUGAAUCCAAGCUUACCAUUCUGCUACGGGACGCCUUGGGUGGUUCUGGCUACACUCUGAUGGUGGCUUGCUUGUCCAUCCUGGAUUCUAGCGUUGAGGAAAAUUUGUCUACUUUGCAGUAUGCCUGCACAGCCGGCAAGAUACGAAAUCGUCCAGUGGUCAAUUUGGAUCCCACCACUUUGCUCAUCAAGCAGCUCCAGCAAGAGGUUCAGAGGUUGAAGCGUCAGCUUGAAAUUUUCCAGAAGUACAUCAUCCACCUGACCGGAAAGCCGAUACCACAACAAAUUCUUCAUGGUGGCACGUUCCCGACUGCUGACACGCUUGACGUUGCUCCGGAAGCCGCCCACGACGAAUGGAGCGCGCCGUUCGUUGCCAACUCUCAGCAUGCGCCACCACCAAGCCACGUGGGUACCGUCGUGGGUCCCCUGGGUCCCGUCGUGGGCCUGAGCUCACAAGAGAGAAAAGUCGCGACACCACGGGGCAAGGCCACCACGCCGUCGACGGAGCGGGAGCCGCCAUCUUUUCCGGAAGCUCCUGGGCCGGGCCCGGAGGCUCCCAAAUCUGAUCCAAGGAGCACGGAAGGUGCCGAGACUCUUGGCAUCAGCAAGGAAGAACUCGCCGAGCGGCUUUCCGAGGCCGUUGCCAGCUUGGGGCAGGCCACUACAGAAAACUUCACGCUGCGUCGCAAAUGUGAUGCUGCGCAGAAGGCUAAUGACGCAUUGGAGCUGCAGGUCAGCAGUUUGGAGAAGGAGCUGCUGCUUCACAGGCAGCACGCCUCCCACGUGGGAAGCGAUGCCUGGUUUGGAGAUAGCCUGGCACAGCUGACCCAGAUGGACGACCAAGCGACAGCGCUGACGGCCAUGCGAGCAGCAGCGUUUUACGACCUCAUUCUGCUGCGCGAGGCCAGCCGUGUCGAUGUCUUGCUGCACGGUCUUCAGCGGGACAGCAAAAUUGAGGCUGCUUCGCUCAUUCGGCACCGCUCUGAGGUCGAGAAGGUGAAGAAGCUGAAGCCCUGGCAAGGCCACAUUCACGUUCGUGAGUGCAGCUACUGCCGGAACGAGAUUGACCGGCAUGAAGUGCACUACAGCUGUCCGGAGAAGUGCCGCUUCUACGUGUGUCAGUACUGCUACAAGUCUGAAGUGGCCAAGCGCAAGUCGUCCGGCCAGGCAAAGCAUGGCUGGGCGACUGGCAGGCAGACAUCGGGAGACAGCAUCAACAGCAAAGGCUCCAAUGUUUGCGACAUGAUCAGUGACAGCGGUGCAUCUUCUGCGGGCUCGUCCAUCUCAUCACCUCCGAUGCCCAGACCGGCACUUCCAAAGCUGACCGUGCCCGGAACGUCAGUAACAUCAGCGGAUAUGCGCAGCGGUCGAAGCAGAGGCUACAGCACCGGACGAUCGCAGGCUGCGCGGCUCAGUUACAGGAUACAUAGUGCGAGCAAGGAGUUUCUGGAAUCCAGCUGGCAGCGCUCCGUUGAAGUUGUCUUUUGGGUCUGUGUGGUCUUCAUCAGUGACUUCAUUGGCGCAUUCUACUUGCAGAACCUCACUACUGACGAGGAGCUGGCCUUCCCAUAUCCGUUCUUGACGGCCUGCUUGUCGAACUUUGUGGCCGGCAUUCUGGUCAUCACCAUCGUGUUUUUGCUGUCCAAGACGGGCACGCAGGAACUUGUAGGUGAGCUGGCAGCCGAGGCUGAGGUUGACAUGUGGGUGCAGCUCAUCCUUGGCGUCCUCAUCACUUUCGAAGUUGCAGCUGCCGCUAAGGUCUUAUCCAACCAGCAUCACACGAUGGCAGCGUGGUUCUACAUGCUGACCCCAGUAACGACUAUCCUCGUUGCAAGCACCAACUACUGUGGUAUGGAGGUGCUCCACAAGGAGCUCUUGACUGCAGCCGGCGUUGCAUCAUUAGGUGGCAUGAUGGCCGUGCAUGGCCCCUGGCCAUCACUGGAGGGUCUUACAAGCCUGGAGUGGGCCUGCUUGGCCGUUGUGUUCACCGUCGGACGGUGUCUCCUCACGCAGAAGGUAAUGUCUCCUGCGCAGGGUAGAAGGCCGGGUGCACUCAUCGUUUCAAAGCUGGUGCUGUUGGCAGCCUUCACUGUCGGCGUAGAACUGUCACUGUACAAUGAGUGGCAUGGGUUUUGGUCCAUUCCAUGGCUUCCUCGUCCCGGUCCUGUCUUUCGACUUGUUGCUGUCAUAGGCGUUUGCGAUGCUUGCAGCGUCAUCGGGACAACCAGGUUGAUUCAGAUAACGUCAGCUGCAUUUGGAGCGCUGCUGGUGCCGUUCCAUACGGUUACUUUGCUGCCUAUUGAGUCCUUGAACAGCUCCAUUUCGGUCAUCAACUGGUUGGGGCUGGUUCUCUGCGUCACAUCCGCGGUCAUGUACUUCAAGGCUCGGAAGAGCACUGCAGAACACCCUGCAGGAUAUGUCCAGAGCAGCGCGGCUCUGCUGCAAUGGGAAAGCCUCCAGGCUCUGCAAGGGCCGUAUGGGACCAUGCUAUCUCAGGAGGAUGAUCCUCGCAAGCACGACUGCAAGGGCCGGCUGGACCAACGGGAGGCCGUCUUCAAUUUCAAGCAGCAAAAGCUGCAGACAGAUAUGGAGAUGUGGUUCAUGGAGGCCGUUCCCGAAAUCUACGGCGUGUCUGACUCCGAUGACCUUGACGAGUCUUUGCAGGAAGAUGCACAGGCCGAAAUUAUUGAGAAGAUUUGCUCUACAGGAGACAGUGAGGCAAUGCGACAGACUCUGCUCGACUGGUUAGUUCAAUGUCCAGAUCCGCACAGGCGCGAUGACUUUGUGGGCAAAGCUGUUUCAAUGGCGCUGAAGGAUUACAUUAGCCAAGUGCUUUUAAUGGCAGAUGGAGAUUAUGAUCUGUGGGAUACGCUGAAUCUUCAACGCGGAGCUUCGGUUGACGAGGUUCGUGUGGCAUUCCGGGAGCUUUCUCGUCUCUACCAUCCGGACAAGCAUGUUCGUGCUGGUGAAGGUGAGAAUGCAGCCUUCGUCAGAGUGCAUCGAGCAUAUCGGAUACUCAGUGACGAUGCGCUGCGUGGAUUCUAUGAGAAGUAUGGCCUGUCCGGCGUGAGACUCGCAGAAAGUCUGUCGGACGAUGACGGCGUCGAUCAAGGGGAAGGUGCAAUCAGCGUGCCUGACGACAGACUGAAGGACCUUGAGUCGCGAGUGCAGCGGCUCGUGCGAAAGCACGAGGAGCUCCGAGCACAGAGACUGCUGAGUCUCAACGGUUCCUUCGUGCUGUCGACCGCUGCAACUGCCAAGCCGGGCACGCCUUUGAAACGUCGCUUUCGCUUGCAGUACAGCGCGCUCUCGCACUCGGUGCAAAUUCACUUGGCAGAGCGCUUUCGCUUGUCAGUGGGCUGCGCCUCACAUGUUCAGUCAAGCAGCGGCGCCGGAGCAGCAAAGCUUCUGUUGGCAGCGAGUGCCACAGUCGCACCGGGCACCAAUCUACGAGCCUCUUGCAACGUGACGGGCUCGACACCCGAUGCCGAACUGUCAAUUGUUCGGUCUUUGUCACCACAUUGCAUAGUCCGGCAACAGCUGGGCUAUUCGAGAGACGGACGCUACCUGGCUCUGAACGUCAGCCCGUGGUUGACUCGUACACUGCGGGGAGGAUUGACUGGAACUUUGUCGUCCGAUCCCAGCUUGGGCUUCAACCUAGUGAAGACCAGCCUCUCGUGUGGUCACAGUGCCAAGAUGUUUGUUGAUCUGCAGCCUGGAGCUGGCGAAGUCGGCUGUACCUUCAAGUACAAGCCUGUGAAAGGUUUUUCCAUGAAGGUUUCGCCUACACUUUCCCGACAGGGUGCAGCAGUGCAGUUGAUCUGCACGAAGGCAAGCGCCGACGCCCUGACGAAGCUUCACUGGUCCCUGCAGGUUCGAGCCCAUGGCCUGGCCCUGCGACUGACGCUCUGCAGGUGCGGCCUGCGAUUCGUCUUUCCGCUGGAGCUGUGGUCUGAGGCGUCUGGUCCAGUCCCAGCUGCUGAGCUUGGCUUGGCGAUGUUGCUUUGGGCUGCCCCGCCCUUCGUGCUGCGGCUGCUGCAUUCCAGUGUUGCGCUGAUCUCCGCGCAGUUUUCCAAAGCUUUUGCCGCCCCACAGAAAGACGAGCCACCAGCAAACUCAGAGGAAGAUGCUCAUAAGGCGGAAGCGUUCCGGCAACGAGCUUUCUUGACUGGUGAGGCAACGCGUCGGCGAAAGGAGGAGGAGGACAUGAACGGUCUGGUCAUAUUGUCUGCGCAUUACGGCUCGAAGGCUGCUAUGCAGAAUGGCCUGAAGCAUGGCUUGUCGGAAACCAAAGGCGUGAUUGACGUGACGAACUGCCUCAUGGCCAAAGUGCGACAUUCACAGCUGCAAAUUAGCAGCGCUCCGAAGUCGACGCUCCUGGGGUUCGGCCGGCCGGAGGAGGACGGUGCAGACCCUGUCCUGCACAUCAGCUACAGGUUCGGAG
This is a messenger RNA of Symbiodinium sp. CCMP2456, 6187 nucleotides long. Lineage: Eukaryota; Dinophyceae; Suessiales; Symbiodiniaceae. The record is from the annotation of a GenBank genome assembly.